Messenger RNA from Ramularia collo-cygni, 1281 nucleotides. RefSeq lists its product as uncharacterized. The transcript has a single exon. Gene Ontology annotation, cellular component: mitochondrion; cytoplasm. The coding region runs from base 1 to 1281 and encodes 426 amino acids. The record is from RefSeq and is a predicted model, not a curated record. NCBI's taxonomy places the organism in Eukaryota, Fungi, Ascomycota, Dothideomycetes, Mycosphaerellales, Mycosphaerellaceae. Gene Ontology annotation, molecular function: ATP binding; ATP hydrolysis activity.
AUGUCCAAAACAGCCCUAGAAUCCGCCUACAAAACCCUCCUCCAAAGAAAUUGUCUACGAAAAGAUCCCCACCAAGCAGCUCUAGUCUCCAGACUUUCCCUGCUCCAAGAUGAACUCUCCAACACGAAUACCCCAUCCCUGCUAGCCCGUCAAAAACAUCAACCCAUCAAUGGCCUUUACAUCCACGGAACGGUUGGAAYGGGAAAGUCACGGCUAGCAGAUCUCUUCACGGAAACAUUACCCGCAUCCAUAUCAUCCCGAAGAGUGCAUUUCCAUGAAUUCAUGAAUGAUAUUCAUUCGCGUCUGCAUAUCGCUCGGUCGGCGGCGAAUUAUUCUGGUGAUCCGUUGGUGGCGAUUGGGAAGACGAUUCAUCAAGAAUCUCGCGUCUUGUGUUUUGAUGAGUUUCAAAUCACUGAUAUUGCGGAUGCGAUGAUUCUAGGGAGGUUGUUUGGGAGUAUUUGGAGGGAAGGAGGGGUGAUGGUGAGUACGAGUAAUCGGCAUCCUACUGGACUUUAUGAGAAUGGGUUGAAUCGAGAUGUCGUGGUGCCUUUUAUUAGGGAAUUGCAGCGGAGGUGUGAGGUGUGGGAGAUUGGUGGUCGGGAGGACUAUCGGAUGAGAAGUUCAAAUGGUGGGGAAAGAGAGGAGACUUUCUUUACUGAUCGGAGAUUGUUCGAUAAGAAGUUGGCGCAUCACAUGGAAGGACAGGCAUUGGAGAGGGUUUCGCUUCCAGUAUACGGACUGAGGAAAUUGGAAGUCAAUGCCAUUCGAUCCGAUCAUGAUGAGGAAAGCGGAGGGAGGAGAUUGCGACUCAUUAGUGGGGACUUUGAUGAGUUUUGUCGCGGAUAUCUUGGUUCGGCAGACUAUCACGCCCUCUGCUCCUCAACAUCCACAAUCUUCCUCUCCGGUCUGAGGAGAUUUAUGUCAGAUGAGAAGGAUCUCGUCCGACGCUUCAUCACGAUGAUCGAUCUGGCAUAUGAGAAACAGACCAGGGUGUUUUGCGAAUCAACAGUACCUCUAGGAGAAGUGUUUGCCAACAUUGMGCCUGUCAACAGCAAGCUACGAAAUCAAUUGGCUGAAGGGAUGAGAGUUAAAGGCGAGGGUGGUGCCAGUUCUAGUAUGAUGUCGACAUUUAUUGGAGAGACGGAGUGGUCUGCGACGGGACUGAUGGRAGCUUCCCUCGCAACAGGCGGUGCUGGCGAGACAGAUGUUGGGUUUGCAGUGGGAAGGGCCAUCUCGAGGCUAUAUGAGAUGGGCAACAAGGACUACGGAGUUCGAGAUUGA